GCUAGCUCCAACAAGUCAGGACACACGCACACCGUCACAGCGUGUGACUGCGCACCACGCUUCAGGCUGGCUGUGUUUCUUCUACCAGCUUUAGUUCCUCUUAUACGUGCGCUUCUGAUCCUGGACGACACAUACAUUUGUGCUUUCUUCCUCGUUUCCCUCUCUGGUCCUCCAAGGCCUCACUCUUUUCCAACUUUAGACACACAGCCAAAGCAAAACAAAUAUGGAAACUUUGCCGGACCUCAUACCCCAAAUGCUUGUCUCCUGGGACCCCAUAAGAAAAGUCGACGCUCCGCCAACUCUUGUUUUCCCUUUUGCUCUCCAAACUGCUGUCGUCGGCUAGCGCAACAAAGAAAAGAUCGGUUACUCGAUGGGCUUUGGAAGCAAACUGUGGACACAUUGAGGAAGUUCUUGGGGUUUGAUGGUAAUCAGCAUGGCCAGCGUAGUAGUGUAAACUUCAGUUGGUUUUCUGCUCCAGUUUGGAAACUAAACUGCACCAACUUGUUUAGGAACUUCUUGGCAUUGAUAGCAAUCAGCAAAGUCAGCGAAGUGAACUUCUCCCUGGAGCUGGAAGCUGUGUCAAACUGGUGACGUCUUUAUAGCGGCGCUUGAAGAUCUCAUUUUUGUUUCUCAGAUAUCGAGCUUGAAGAUCCGGAUGGAGAAAUUGAGCUUUAACCAAUGAACUUUCUCUUGGAUCCUGGACUCCAUACCGGACUAUAGCUAUUAUAACCCAGCUUCUUGACCUCCCCAAAGUGCUAGGGUCAAGUUUUUACUGCUGGAGCUGAUCAAAAACAGUGCCACAAAAUGAGCCUUUCCUCGAAGCGUGUAAGGCACGUGGAGCUCCAGUCUUUGCGAUAAAGCAACUGUGGCCAUCUGCACGGAGAUCUGAAAUCAUGCAUAAAGAUCAUCGUUUACCCCGGAAAAGUUCAUUAUUCAACUUUGGUUCAGGUCGGAGAAGACACUCCUGCAUUGGUUUCGAUGUGGAGAAUGGACUGUCAGCUGGACGUGCGCUGGACCCUCAGGUCAGCCCCAGCUCUGGCCUGGUCCUACAGGCCACUUACCCCCACAGCCAGCGGCGGGAGUCCUUCUUAUACCGCUCCGACUCAGACUUUGACCUUUCCCCCAAGGCCAUGUCCAGAAAUUCCUCCACUGCCAGUGAAUUGGAAGAGGGCUUGAAACAGUGGGAAGUCAGUUGCCUGCCUCGACAUGGAGAAGACAUGAUUGUAACACCUUUUGCUCAGGUUCUGGCCAGUCUGCGAACAGUGCGGAGCAACUUUGCAGCUUUAACUCAUCUGCAGGAUCGGGGUGGUUGCAAACGGCCAUCAGGCAGCAAUCCUCCCUCCAUGUGCAAGCCAGGCUUACCAGAUGAUGCGUAUCAGAAGUUGGCCAUUGAGACACUGGAGGAGCUAGACUGGUGCCUGGACCAGCUGGAGACCCUGCAGACCCGCCACUCGGUCAGCGAGAUGGCUUCUAACAAGUUCAAAAGGAUGCUGAACCGAGAGCUGACGCAUUUGUCAGAGACGAGCCGCUCAGGAAACCAAGUGUCAGAGUUCAUAGCAAGCACAUUUUUAGAAAAGCAGCAUGAUGUGGAGAUACUGUCAACGCCGUCGAAGGAGAAGGAGAAGAAGCGGCGGCCCAUGUCACAGAUCAGCGGUGUGAAGAAGCUGACCCACAGCCCCAGUCUGGCCCCCAGCUGUAUCCCUCGCUUCGGGGUCAGCACUGAGCACGAGGGCCUCCUGGCCAAGGAAGUCGAGGACAUCAAUCGAUGGGGGUUAGAUAUCUUUAAAAUAGCAGAGCAUUCAGGAAAUCGGCCACUGACGGUGAUUAUGUACACCAUUUUUCAGGAACGAGACCUGCUGAAGUCAUUUAAGAUCCCAACAGACACAUUCAUUACCUUCAUGAUGACUCUAGAGGACCACUACCACACUGACGUUGCCUACCACAACAACAUCCAUGCUGCUGAUGUAGUGCAGUCCACUCAUGUGCUACUCUCCUCGCCUGCUCUAGAGGCCGUCUUCACUGACCUCGAAAUUAUGGCUGCUCUGUUUGCUAGUGCCAUACAUGAUGUUGAUCACCCUGGAGUGUCCAACCAGUUCCUCAUAAACACAAAUUCUGAGCUGGCUCUGAUGUACAACGACGCAUCUGUGUUGGAGAACCACCAUCUAGCUGUGGGCUUCAAACUAGUGCAGGAGGAAAACUGUGACAUCUUCCAGAAUCUUAGUAAGAAGCAGCGGCAGUCACUGCGCAAGAUGGUCAUUGACAUGGUGUUAGCAACAGAUAUGUCCAAACACAUGAACAUUCUGGCAGACCUGAAGACCAUGGUCGAGACCAAGAAAGUGACGAGUCUUGGGGUGUUGUUGCUGGACAACUACUCAGAUAGAAUACAGGUUCUUCAGAACAUGGUUCACUGUGCUGACCUCAGCAACCCCACCAAGCCUCUGGAGAUCUACCGGCAGUGGACUGACCGCAUCAUGGUGGAGUAUUUCACACAGGGUGACCGAGAGCGAGACAAAGGGAUGGAGAUCAGCCCCAUGUGUGACAAACACACUGCCUCAGUGGAGAAGUCUCAGGUGGGCUUCAUCGACUACAUUGUGCAUCCUUUGUGGGAGACAUGGGCUGACCUAGUCCACCCUGAUGCUCAGGACAUUCUGGACACGCUAGAGGACAACAGGGAGUGGUACCAGAGCAUGAUCCCCCGUAGCCCCUCGCCUGCACCCGAGGAGCAGGACUCGCAGGGCAGCGGCAGCGGCUCUCUGGGGGCUGGAGGAGCCGGAGGAGAAAAGUUCCAAUUUGAGCUGACUCUGGAGGAGGAGGGCGAGUCGGACACUGAAAGCCCGCCAGCAGAAAUCUCCAGAAACCCAGUGGACAGCCUUCAUCGAGCCCCAUCACCAAAUCCCAGCCAUACACUCAGCCUGGCUGCCAUGUCUGUGCGAAGCCCACGCCACAGGACGUUAUCUCCUGACACAGCGGACAGGGACUGCAGCAGAGAACUCGACUAAGAGACUGAAGGCUAAACCAGUUAGUGACUAGGCACGUAGCAUGGCCUGAAACCAGCACUGCUGUCCUCAUUACGAGUCUCAGAAAUGACACGCUCCAAAUCUGUGAUGAGCCCAUUGUGGCUUUAGCUGCCUCCUAGUGAACAACAACACAUGUCACACCAGAGACCGCUCCUCAUUUCAGUUCUCCUUUAUAACCAGUUACACAUAUUUUUCCCCACCAAAUAAGCCUUUUAGUCCUGUUUUCUUACGAUGCAGUCAUGCCUAAGACACAGGCCGCUCUGUAGACCCAGCUCGACCAUGCUGUGACUGAGAGACUGACGACAGAUCUGAGGAUGAAGCAGCCUCUUUAUGGUCUACUGAUGAAAUUAAGGAGCCCUUCUGAGAAAGAGAGUCUUCCUUCAAACAAUGCACAUGGUUUCUGUAGAUGAAAGUCCAUGUAAUAUUUAUGGUAACCUUACAGGGUCUAGGAUCUUUUGCACCAUACGGUUAGUUUAGGAUAUUUAGGAUAUUCAUUUACCUUGUGAAUAAUUAAUUUAGCACUCAUUUGUAUUUUCAAUAUUUUUAGCCGCUUGGAUGUGAUCAGAUGAAUGAGCAGUGACUGUCAUACCAAAUAUGAAAUAGGAAAGAGACAAAAUUAUGACACUAAUAACCUCAGGAUAUAAUAAUGAUUUCAUUUUAAUGUAGCAAGGUACCCCUGUAUGUUACCCAGAGUGACUUUUUUAUUGCACCCAACAUAAAGAUGUAACAUUUUAGUUAAUGAAAGAAUUGAAACUUCAACAAAUGGCAAUGUUACAUUGUAAAAUGUACUAAUUGCCUUGAAUUUUGAGUUAUGAAUACUUAAUAUUUCUUGAAAUUGUGUAAGAUGUUGUUCCAUUUGAAAUCAGUUGAGAUGCUAAAUGUCAAGACACAUGGUCACCGAUUUUAGUGCCACUGCGAAAGAGAGUGCAAAAGUGAUGCCAGAGACACUGGUUGCGAUAUUUAAUUUUAUUUAGUUAUUUAUUUAUUUAUUCGUGUUGAGAAUAUUCAUGGUGUCUAAAGCAAAAUGUAAAUCCCAGACAGCCAUUUUCAUGGGUUAUUUAACUCAUAACUCAUAAUAUAGUUUUAAUAAGGCAGAAUCCACUAAUAACAGCCAGGAAUCUGGGCUUAUCUGCAUACUAAUUUGAAUUUUUAUGCUAAAUAAUUGAUUUUAGAGCAGAACAGCCCUCUGUAACUUGACUAGAACCAUGUUUUAGAUAUUUGAGCAGAAUUGGAAAGUCUGACUCCAGCACCCAAACC
This is a messenger RNA of Pygocentrus nattereri (red-bellied piranha), 4274 nucleotides long. Its product is annotated as cAMP-specific 3',5'-cyclic phosphodiesterase 4C. The transcript is spliced from 16 exons. Gene Ontology annotation, biological process: signal transduction. Gene Ontology annotation, molecular function: 3',5'-cyclic-AMP phosphodiesterase activity. The record is from RefSeq and is a predicted model, not a curated record. NCBI's taxonomy places the organism in Eukaryota, Metazoa, Chordata, Actinopteri, Characiformes, Serrasalmidae. Gene Ontology annotation, cellular component: cytosol; perinuclear region of cytoplasm; nucleus. The coding region runs from base 894 to 2999 and encodes 701 amino acids.